CCUGCCUCUGUCGUCCCAAGGAACUGCUGAAAACCGUGUACGGUCGGAUCCAGGGUUUAUUUCAGGCCAGUGGUGAACUGGUACACGACAGAGGUGGUGAUGAGAACCAACCAACAUUGCUUUUCCCCGUCUUCAAGGCAAGGAACUCGCAUGUGGAAAUGGCAAUAGUUCUCCUGCAGUUCCACUGCCGGUGGCCAGGAGGCACCCCAGAAGCCCUGCUGUCCUUUCCUGCCUUGACCAACGCCACCAGUGGUGCUGGAAACUUCAGCCUGACCAUGCCUGCCUCUCAGGACCUCAAUGGGAAAAUGGUCCUCUGUAGGGCCAAUCACCCCCUCCAUCAGACAUGGUGCAAAAUGACUGACACUGGUCCUGCAAUGUUCCUACCGAUGGUCUUGACCACAGUGGACCAAGAGGGUAAAAUAGUGGUCACCAUCCACUGCAACAGCCAGGCCACGCCCAAGGCUAUGGUCACAUGGUCCAAAGGUACCGAGCUCUUAACCAAUGGGUUGCAUUACCAGAUCAGCGUGGACACUGCGCAGCUCAGCAUCCAUGAUUUUAACACCAGCACCGCUCAGCUCUACACUUACACCUGUAACUGUAGCAACCCACUGGGCAACAAUGGAAAAAAGACUCUGGGCUUUGUCAUCCAGAUGAUUGGACCAGACUUCCUAACUAUCACUAAAAAUGGCAGCCGAAGGAAAAGAGCCACAGAGGGAUUCCGGAGCAUUCAGCUGAGGCCCGGUUCCUCCCGGAGCACUGAUAUGUCUGUUCUGGAUCCCAAAUGCACAUACUAAUUCUGGGUCAUCCCCAUUGCUGGCAGAACUCAGGGGGAACCAUCAGCAGUGCAGAGAAUUGGACCCGGUGUUUGGAUAAUAUUGCUAUUUAGAUCAGAUUUUUCGGGGGUUGCUAAUCUGUUAACAUAAAUGGAAACCUCUACAUGAUACUGGUAAAGUUAAACUUAUAGUCAACAUUAUGCUUCCACCUCACCUUUGACAUAUCAGUGGAGAGUAGACUCUGUGCUGCUCUAACAGAUUGUACUGUUGUCUGUGCUGCUCUAACAGAUUGUACUGUUGUCUGUGCUGCUCUAACAGAUUGUACUGUUGUCUGUGCUGCUCUAACAGAUUAUACUGUGUCUGUGCUGCUCUAACAGAUUGUACUGUUGUCUGUGCUGCUCUAACAGAUUGUACUGUUGUCUGUGCUGGUAUGACAGGAGGUCUGAGCAGACCACAGAUUACAGGCCUCGCUGUCGGGAGCCCCUGUGGCCUCCUCUUCUUCCUCCUCCUCAUCGGCCUCAUGUACCUCUGUGUCUACUGCUGCAGGAAGAAACGUAGGAGCACUACUCUCAAUCCCCUGAUCUCCCUUCCAUUUGUAUUAUCACAACCGGUAUCAGGUGGUUUUCACUAUAAAAUGGUGUUUCUGUUUCAUAGGUCAACAGAACAGAUAUCCCGUGCCCAGAGCAGUAGAGAAAGUAAUGUCAGUAUUGCACAAAUGUCAUGUUCCUACCAGUACUUUAGUUGGUUGUGGGUAAAAAUGACCGUCUGAACCUCUGUGGAACAUCUGGGCAGGAUGAACCUGCUACUGAAGCUGCUCCUGUGCUGCGUUAUGCUGCAUUAGAGUGCUAUGGUGUGGGUGUGUGUCAUUGUCCAUGAUCAUGUGUGUUUUAACUUGCAGCCUUUUUUAUGGGCAUGUCCUGCAUUGCUUCCGGGCUGCAGCCAAUUGUAGCACUGGCUUUGUUCAUUAUUUUGUCAUGCUUGUUUAAGUCCUCCUCAGCUUAAUUCCCUUUUCAGCAAACAAUAGGAUAGGUGACUACACUCGCCACGACACUGUUAUAGAACAUAUGACGCAUUUUGUCUCAUACAUUAAAAGAUCUAAGCUUCCUUUUCGUAGACACUGUGAGGAUUCUCCUUCCAGUUCAGUUUGUUGUCCACUAUUACACCCAAGUACUUAUAAGAGUCAACAGGGCCAAUCUCUUCACAAUUAAAUAGAAAUUGGAUUUAAAACAUAUUUCUCCCAAAAUCUAUCACUAGCUCCUUGGUCUUUAGUACAUUCAGGUCCAAGUAAUUGGCCGCACACCAUUUCACAAAGCACUUAUAGCACUUAUAGACCACAUAACACAGUUUACUAUAGCAGAGUCAUCAGAGACUUUCUGUUCGUUGUUGUGUGUGAAGUCAUUUGUGUAAAGGGUAAACAGAAAAGGUGACUGCUUCCGUGUUUGUACAUAUCCGAUCUGAUACUGCCUGGUUCAGUCUUACAAACUGUGGUCAAUUGGUCAGGUAUUUCACAAUCCAUUUGAUUGUAUGUGGAUUUAUGUGAAUGUCCUUUAGCUUUUGGGCCAGUAGGUGGGGUUGUACGGUAAUUGAAAGCACUGGAGAAGUGGACCAACAUUGUUCUCACCACACAGCCGGGCUUCUCCAGGUGCUCAUAUACUCUGUGGAGGAGACGAAGACGAGUAUCUUCAACACCAGUUUUUGGGUGGUGGGCAAAUCACAAAGGAUCCAGAUAGGCUGCCACCUCAACUCUUAAUAAAGAUGGUUGAGGUGUGGAAGGUGGCAACAUCGUGACCACUCUUGGGCAUGAGAAGCAGAAGAAGGUAGACGUCAAGGUCACUUCAGUGUCAUUUCCUAGAGCAACGGUCAUCAGUGGGAGACACGGACUACCGAGGUGCAUCAGUCAUGAUAACGCUCAGAAAACACGUGUUCCUCUGCUAUACACUACGAGUGGUGUGGUGUGUGUUGGUAGUGGCCGAGGAGUGGACCGUGACCAUUCCUAAUCAGAUAUCUGGCCUGAAGGGGUCUUGUAUCCUCAUCCCCUGUUCCUUCACACACCCCAGCACUUACAUCCCCACUAAUGUCACCUGGUACCAGUACUCCAAGCUGCCUGGUAAAUACCCAGUCGUCUUCAGCCGCACCAAACCAGCGGAUAUCAUAGAGCACUACAGUGGUAGAACUGAACUGGUGGGAAGGGCCUCUGAUGGAGACUGCAGCCUGAUGAUCAAUGGAAUGAUAUUAGAGCAUAACGGAGAGGACAUUUACCCCUGGGUGGAUGAGGUCAGCAAGUCUGUCUUUGCCUUCUUUCAGUGGAGGGUGACACUGGAGGUUACAGAUACAGCACCAAGGCCACAGCUGUCGGUCAGUGAAGAGCAGAGGGAAGGGGGCAACAUCACUGUUUCCUGUGCUGUCCUCCACACCUGCCCCUCCUCCCCUCCCUCCCUCUCUUUCGGGGACCAGAGGGGGGUGGUCCAGGGGUACCACACCGAGGAGAUACAGGGUCGAUGGCGCGUCCUCUCCACCAUCUCGUUUGUGGCCCGAGCAGAGGAUCAUGAGAAAGUGGUGGCGUGUAACGUGACACAUCCAGGAGGCCAGACAGCUGCAGGGGAGGUGGUGCUCGACGUGAGAUAUGCCCCCAGGUCUGUGAGUGUCUCAGGGGGAAGCACUGUAGUCCAGGUUGGCACUAACCUGUCCCUGUCCUGCGUCAGCGAUGCCAACCCCCCUGCCAGCUCCUACCUGUGGCACUUGCUGAGAGAUGGCCUGGUCAUGCCACUGAACCACAGCACAGAGACCGCUGCGGUUACAGACUUGCACCCAGAUGAGAAUGCGUUCCACUGCACCGCCAUCAACCCUCUGGGGAGGUCCAAGCCCUCCUCUAGUUUUGUGGUCACUGCAGAAUACAAGCCAUCUAUAUUAGCAAACUCCAGCUGCUCCUACCAUGCUGGCCAAGUCAUCUGCAGGUGUCAGGCCCGGGCUCGACCAAGGGCCAAAGUUCUGUGGAUGGUGGAUGGAGGACCCCUGUUCCCUGGCUCUGACCCAACCACCUCCCCCCAGAACCACACGGUGAUGGAUAUCUGGGCUGCAGAGGGCACCUAUGAAAAUGUGUCUGUCACCUGUCUGGUCAACAACACACAUGGCCAUGAUAAGCUUCUCCUGAGUGUAUUUGUGAAAGCACCACCCACCAAUGUGUCCAUCAGCCAGCUCCCAGCCCGGCCUCUGGAGGGAGAAAAGGUCACUCUGUCCUGUCUGGGUCACGGUCACCUCCCAAUCCGUUCCUACAGGUGGUACCGUGUGUUCGGGGAGCAGUCAGUCCUGCUUAGAGAGGAUUCUGUGAGUUUGAGUCUCUCUGUGACCAGAGACGUGGGGCAGUUCCGCUGUUCUGCUCUGAACGAGAUGGGAGAGUGCAGUUCAGACACCACGCCUGUGAACGUUGAGUAUGCACCAGCUAUACUUCCCCUCUCCUUCUGUUCUGUGAAUGAUGGGGAGGUGAGGUGUGAGUGUGUGGUGGACUCUCACCCUGUGGCGCAGAUCAUUUGGACACCAUGGAGCAUUCAGGACAAUCAGACUCACAACAUCACUGACCUGCUCAACUGGAGGAUCCUGAGGUCCAUUCUCAUUGGGCCCAAGGUUGAUGACAUGGGUGACGUCCUCUGCAAUUCAACCAAUGAGCAUGGGAGUGCCUUCCUCAAACUCCCAUUCAUUGCAGGUGAAACGUCCGCCCAGCGGUCCCUGUUCUACGGAGGAGUUGGGGGCACCCUGUUGCUGGUGCUCUCCUUCGCCUCCUUUUUAUUUUGGAGAUUCUACUCCACCAAGAGAAGAGAUUGCCGUGUUGCACUGGAGGAGGUUGAGCUGAAGGGGGCACUGCAGGUGAUACACAAUGAUCCUACUGACUGCCCAGGUAAUACACUCACUCUGAUGGUGUCAGACGAGGACUUCCACAGUAAUGUGUAUGACACCGGGUACAGGGUCCAAGUUUAAAAUGGCCGUCUCCUCCUUUGUAUAAUGCUGGGAGGAUAACAUUUGGAGACGGGAGAUAUUAAAAAACACACUAGCACACAGACCAGUAGAUAUGGAAAGAUGUUUAUUAGAACAAGAGGUGAGAGUGAGAACUGGACUCGGGAACAUCUUUGAAUGCUCAUCGUAGAAUCAUUUCCUGUGUUUGUUUAGGCAGCCCAGAGGCCCGUGUUCACUGGAUUUGAGGUCCAUGAGGCCUGGAGCUAAAUAACUGGGAGACAGACACACAGUCAGUUCUGUUUCACUUCUGUGUUGGUACAGUUCACUGGUGUAUUUAUUUACCAUACAAUUUUUUCUCCUUCAAUUCUGGGCAUGAAUGUUAAUAUUUAAUUAAGCUCCUUAAUGACUGAUCAAACCAUUUUGUCUGACUGUAAGGUAUCUAAUAAACAUGCAUUGAAAUUCUGUGUAAAUAAUCAUAUUGUAAUUACUUGGCAACAGAUCAUUUGAAUAAAUGAAAAGUGACCAUCA
Messenger RNA from Oncorhynchus tshawytscha (Chinook salmon), 5249 nucleotides. RefSeq names its product myelin-associated glycoprotein-like. The record is from RefSeq and is a predicted model, not a curated record. The transcript is spliced from 14 exons. Lineage: Eukaryota; Metazoa; Chordata; Actinopteri; Salmoniformes; Salmonidae. The coding region runs from base 2673 to 4745 and encodes 690 amino acids.